This is a messenger RNA of Pseudo-nitzschia multistriata, 4405 nucleotides long. Lineage: Eukaryota; Bacillariophyta; Bacillariophyceae; Bacillariales; Bacillariaceae. The record is from the annotation of a GenBank genome assembly.
AGGCACGCAACAGCACUUGUUCCUCGUGCAUCAUUUUCAUGUCAUGAUUCUGGAAGUUAUUUGAUUGUUUCGUCACACCAAAAAUCCCCAGCAGCACGACGACGUCCUCAUCUUCUUCCAACCCCACCAAGGUCCCUCGGGUGGUGGCAAUGCUGGGUCUCAAAUGGCAUGCCGUUGCUCCUAAUUGUGCUGCACAACAAUUGACAAAUCGACGUGGGUCCUUGGCAUCAAUCAGCACAAUGAGAUGUCAGAGAUAGUUCGAAACGACCAUUCCAAUCAAUAGCUAAUCUUGGCAUUUCGUUUAUUUCAUCACGACCGCAGAAUUGUUUGAUCUUCAAUGAAAUAUCACUCUAUUGUUUGCUCUAAAUUGUUUCAACUUUUAUCAAGGGACACGAUAAAAAUUAGCCCUUCAAGCGCCUAGACCUCCUCCGUCGUUUCGAGGACGACGGUGCCGAAAGAGCAUUGCUUAGAAUAAAUGCGUUAUCGCCGUCGGUUUCCCUUCCAGGACCGUUAUACGGGGCAAGCCGUGCAAGAGCUAGCUGGACGGACUUUGGAAGGGCUUUUUCAAAGGACUCGUCGAGUUUGUCGUUCGUUGUCACCGCAAGGAGCGGCGAUUGCGGCCUGUCCUCUUCCCGUUGGGGGGCGGUGGACUUUCGUGUUGCCGCAUUGUUUCCGGAUUUUGGGGUCCGUUUCGAUUCGAGUGGCCUGUGUUUUCUCCCGGAGAGGGGUUCAAUUCUUGUCACAGUUUUUGCUCUGCGUUGCUCCACUUUUCGCUUCGGAAGAACCUUCUGUUCUACGGUGGAAGGUUUCCUUUUCGGCGCGGUUUUUUCUUUUGGGUUUGGUUGUUUUAUUUUUGGCACGGCCCUUUCUUUUCGAUUCGGUGUUUCGCUGUGAGGCACCAACUUUGUUCUACGAUUCGGCAAUUUGACUCGUUGUUCAGCCAUUUUCUUUCGGUGAGAACCCUUCGCGACUUUAUGGUGAACAUUUCCAUCAGUUUCCGACGAUGCAAUUUUCGAACCAUAGCAGGGAGAGACCUUGGAUGAUACUAAUGAUUGUUUUGGUGAUGCGCCCUUUGUUUUUGGUUUCUUGCUCUUACUGUUUGCAUUCGAAUCAUCCUCCGAUGUGCCCACUGACGGAUUGAAUUUUCGCUUCGAUGCGUGUUUCGAUACUCGGGCGACCUUGGCAGUGACAGAAGAAGAUUUUGAAUUGCCAUCGGAACGUGUUUUUUUGGUAGUGUUUUCCUCCUUCGCGCAGGAUGAAGAUUCAUCUGCUGAGCUGUUUAGUGAGCUUCGAUGACCUUCAUUAUGCCUAGAUAAAUUUCUCUUCUUUGCAAUGGAAUUUCUCCCCUUGUUUAUUUCUUCUUGUUCGCCGUCAGAACUUUCAAUUACAGCAGGUGCUUUCCCACUAAUAUUUCUUCGUGGUGCAUUGGAUUCUUCGCUUACUGCUCUUUUCUUUUUCUGUUCGCGUUUGAUAUCGCGAGCAGUAAUGUUAUUCGAUGGAACUGGCGAAGUGACGACAGCGGAUGCACUAUCGGUAACUCCAUUCUUUUUGCCACGGUUGACUCGAAGCAUGACAUUGACCUUAUCCUCGUAAAUUCCCAUGUUUGACAACAUCACAGACCAAUACUUGUCUCCAAAGGGAUUUUUAAUUCUUUUGCGCGACGAAACGUCGUUCUUCUUGUCUUCCAACAUCUUCAGGUCCUUUAGGAGAUUUACAGAAUGAAUUGCAGAACAAUUGGACCGAAAGUGUUCUUCGUAAAUUUUUUCACUGUAGGUAUCCACUUCGUUCAGCGAUGUUGGAUACCAGAAUGCACGUUGGGUGUUGCUUUUGCCGCCCUUCGUGGCACAAUGGCGACAGCGAAUCCCAAUCUGACUGAUUCGUAUCGACUUCGGUCUUCUUUCGCCACUAACUCCAUUGUCAUUGUCAGUAUAUUUGAUAGUGUUACGCCGAUAGGCUUCAACAUCUGCCAUCUCUGCCUCGAAGAUGACCAAUUGUUGCCGGAGGGCACAUUCAAAUUCCCUCAAAAAGCGUCGAUCCACUUCCUGAAAGACAACAAUAGGGAAAGAAAACCGACACACUGGGGUUAAAACUGUAGUUCCAGAUUCCAAUACAUUCGGGUUUGGAAUGCCUACUACACCACUUUCUGAUGGGCUGCUCCUGAUGGGGCCAAAUCUGUUGCGAACAGGUUGGGCCAAAGUACUUUGUGGCUCAACGGAAGAUGUCAACGUGGGAUUGGUAGCGAUUCCUGCAGCUGUUGCUUCUGCCAGUGAUAUUGUGGCUAGCCGAAGUUGGCGGGCCGUCGCCAUCAUUCCCGCGAGAUCGGUGGAACGAUCAUCGGCGACCAAAGCGUUCGAGUUGAUAAUGCCUUCCGUGGCAGCCUCCAACGGGCCGCUCGUGAUGGGACCAACGCUGCUUUGAGCAACACGGGCCAAAGUAGUCUGUUGCUCGGCGGAAGAAGCCGCUGUGGAGUUGGUAGCGAUUCCCGCAGCUGUUGCUAAUGCCAAUGAUAUCCUAGCAAGCUCGAGUUCGCGAGCCGUCGCCAUCAGUCCCGGACUGCAGGCCCCCGAUCGAUCCAAGAGAGUACCAUGCGUUAUCGUUCGAUUCAACUCCGAUGGUACAACUCCGGCAUGAUUUGUUGCGGUGGGACGAGCAGCGACAUUCUGCGAGAAUGACGGCAAGGAAGCUUUUAAGCCGUGGAUGAUUCGGCAAAAGUCUUCCUCUGUCAUGGGUGUAGGGUUUGUUGCUGUUAUGCCUGAUCCCGACAGCGAUAAAUUUUUGUUCGAAUCAUUGACUACGGAACUUUUUAGCUUCGCAAUAUGGAGAUGCUCCAACGAGGCAGAGGAAGUCGAGAUCGGUGGMAAUCCCAUUGCAUUGCAUAGGGCUUGCGCCUGGUAAUUAGAUUCGGACAAGCCACCAGCCGAGGAUUUGUAUGUGGCGGCCAACACAUCCUCGUGGAAGCAAGUUAGGCCGUUGGUGUUGGGUUUUGGGACACCCAAGGCCCUGCCAAGAGCCUUGUUGCACACUUCUCGAUUCUGCUGUUCCUGUUGCUGCUGCUGUCGGUGCUGCUUCCAUAGCUGUGCCGCAAGUUGUUGCUGGUGUGCCGCUACUAUCGCUACUUGGUGCGCCACCGAAAGCGCAUCGUUUUUGAGCGGUGCCAUCGCUUCGGGAGCAACUUGAAUUCCAGAGGGGGAGAGCAGAACGGCUCCCCCACCGAUAUUCUCACGGUCCACGGAUCCCGGGUCCAUUAAAGGCGUAUUCGGCCCACCCGAAUGUUUGGCGGUGUUUGCUCCAGCCAAUUCCUUUGUCCUUGUGGCGGAGGCAGCCGCAAGCACAAUGGCAUCCUUCUGCCUUACCGACAUCGAUGGCGGUAGGGGGCUGGAGGCUAGUGUUGUUGCGCCGUCCUGUGUGUGGUUCUCAUGCGUGUCGCUUUUCUUCUUUUUGGUAAGCUUGCUUUUGGCGGCAGCUAAGGAAGAUGAUGACUGCGAUGCCCUCAACUCGAGCGUAAACUCGAGCGAGGACCGGAUCAGCUCGGACAUGCGCUCCCUCGAUGGGAAAUCCACCAUUAGAUUCGGAUAAGGCUGGCAGAAUCCCGACAAGGAGCAAUAGAUCUGAUCGACGACUUCGUCUUUGCUGCUGAUGUUGUUCUUCGUUUCCUCGGACGAUUUCGUCAGUUUCUCCGCUGCGGUCUUUUUGGAAUGUGUCGUCGCAUGUGAUGAGUAUUCUGUGGCGUGUUCCUUGAUCAGGCGCUUGAAGAUUACCAGUAUAGAGGGCUUGAGAUCAGUGAGUUUCAGUGGCGGCAAACAAACAUCAUCAUCGGAUGGAGCUGUGGUUGUGGUUGCAAUCGCAGUUUCUAGUAGUGGUCGAUGCCGUUGUUGCUGCGGCUGGUGAAGGUUUAGCAAAUGCUGUUGCAGCUUUUGUGCUUGAAGCUGUUGUACUUGAAGCUGUUGCGCCUGAAGCUUUUGUGCCUGAAGCUGUUGUACUUGAAGCUGUUGCGCUUGAAGCUUUUGAAGCUGCAGCAACUGUUGUUGCUGUAUAUUGUGUUGCAAUAGCUGCUGUAGCCGAAGCUUCUGUGCCGUAGAUAAAAGCGUCGGGUCGAGAACUCCUGCUAGGCCUGUCACUUCACCCAACGUUGUUUGGUACGGAGUUGUGCAUUGGGAAUGGUGGUCCAUUGCAGAGGGGUUGUCGGUGAUUGUGUUCUUCGAAGCGUAGCUAGUAGCUCCGACACUGGCACCGAGGGUGCUGUUUUCACUUACUUUGGGAAUCGAAGGCCGAUGCAGGCCUUGUUGUUGAAGGACCAACGAAGUCUUUGUUUUAUCCAGAAGUCGAGGAUUGACGGACAUGGUGCAUAUGCAUGCAAUCCAACUCCGUUUUCUAGGAUAAUUGGUAGGACGGAAUUAUUUGACGG